Cryptotermes secundus is the source of this 1585-nucleotide messenger RNA. It is a transcript of the gene aln, whose product is annotated as divergent protein kinase domain 1C. The transcript is spliced from 3 exons. The record is from RefSeq and is a predicted model, not a curated record. NCBI's taxonomy places the organism in Eukaryota, Metazoa, Arthropoda, Insecta, Blattodea, Kalotermitidae. Bases 187 to 1422 code for a protein of 411 amino acids.
UUUGUGUCUGACUACAUUGCCCGGUAGCUAUGUAGCAAAUCGUGAUAAGUAAAAUUAUGGCAGCUACAAGAUUAAUAGAAUGUUGUUCUAUACGUAUUAUGUUACUCAAACACGUUAUGUGUAAAGUGAAAAGUUAUUCAUAAUUCCUUACAAAAUUAUGGCUGAAAUGCAUGUAACACUUAAAUAAUGUUACAUUUAAGAAGACUACCAGGUAUCCUUUACCAACGGCGGUAUGUGACAGCAACUUUAAUAAUAAUAAUACUAACAACCAUAUACUACCUCAUACAUUGGGGAAUUAUGUGCACUAACCUGGAAACCUGGCAACACGUCAGUCAUCUAUGCCGUCUCCAUAGGAGGGGUGAAGCUAUUGGAAGUCUCUGCAAACCACUGUGUGUAGACAAACAAAUCCAUUCACUGACUUGUCAUGCAUUCCAUGCAGGCAAGGAAGCUGUCUUCUCUGCAGAAUGGGAAGGCAUUCGAAUGGUAUUCAAAGCCUCAAGAAAAUCCAGUGGUGAAAACUUUGACCCUGUUUACUGGCUUGACAGUGAUGGGGCCAAACACUAUCCAACAGAGGAUGAGUUUGACACGAUGGUUCGUAAUGUUGUGAUAUCAAAAUUGAACCUUACCAUUUCCAAUGAUCAGCUGAAUAGAUUAAGCCGACUUGGAUUCUCAAAAGCAAAGGAGAAAUCAGUGACACGACAGAUUGAAAUGCAGAAUCUAUGGUUUCUUCUUCAAGAUAAUGAAUAUUUGUGCUCCAUUUUAUAUGCAGACAGAGAUAUCUUCCCACAGCUGCUGGGUACUUGUGGUCCAUUUUUUGGUGUUGAGUAUGUGGACCCUGUAGAGAUGUCUUCUGGUGUGAUGUCAAUGGGAGAUGGCCAUGAGGAAUGGGCCACGAGGCUCAAGCUUGCGGUUCUUAUGAUGGACCUGCUGAAUGAGUUGGAGACAAACCUUGCUGAGCCAUUCCAUUUAUGUGACAUAAAAAUGAGCCACUUUGGCCUCACAAAGGGUGGACAACAUUUGAAGUUUCUUGACCUUGAUUCCGUCUUACCACGAACAGUUGUUGGACGUUUGACUGCUGAUGGUAGUCACUGUACACGGCAUGAAGACUGUGACUUCUUUGACUGUCGUUCUAAGUGCAGUGCUGUUACUUCUCGUUGUGAUUUGCCAGUCACAAACAACAAUUUCCAGGUGGUAUGCGAGAAGAUCUUCCUGGGCUGGACUCUAUCAGGGACAGUGAUUGUGCCAGGACUACUCAUGUCACAACACACACCAUCAUCCCUGGCAGCCCUGCUCCGCCUCUGUGCAAACCCUGACACAGAUUUUAACAGUCCAAGGGCAGCUGUUCCUGAAGACAUCAAACGUCGUCUUUAUGCAACACUCACCGAGAUGGAGCAGACCCUAGCAAAUGAUGUUUUUGUAUGAAAUCCUAGUCUAAGUACAAAUUAAUUAUAAAAUAGUUUAUUGGUUUUUAUAUUAAGGUUCUUGUUAAUUUUCGUGAUGAAUGUUUUAGUAGUUGGCUGAGGCACUAUACUACAAGCCAGAAGGUCACAGGAUCGAAUUCCGAUGAAGUCACUGGAUUUUUUCA